This is a messenger RNA of Solenopsis invicta (red fire ant), 2049 nucleotides long. It is a transcript of the gene oys, whose product is annotated as lysophospholipid acyltransferase 2. Gene Ontology annotation, molecular function: acyltransferase activity. The coding region runs from base 249 to 1727 and encodes 492 amino acids. Gene Ontology annotation, cellular component: membrane. The transcript is spliced from 11 exons. Gene Ontology annotation, biological process: lipid modification. The record is from RefSeq and is a predicted model, not a curated record. Lineage: Eukaryota; Metazoa; Arthropoda; Insecta; Hymenoptera; Formicidae.
AAUGCCGCGGAGUGUCGAAAGCACAGAACAUAUACGUCGAAAGCGAAGUGAUGUGUCGGGCGUUCGUAUCAACAUCCGUGUCGGAUACGAUGCAUGGUGCAAAGUCGUGUCCAGUCAUCUUUUCCAUUGCGUCGUAUCUCGAGUUUCUGACACGCGUGAGUAUGAAUGCCGAAAACGUAGGAUCGCCUGUUUGUACAAAGUGUACGUGAAUCAAGACGAAUUGUCGUGAGGAGGAUCUUGGAUCUCGAAUGUUCGAGAGCUGCGGUCGAGACGGAGCUGGACGGAGCGACCAGCAGCGAACGGUAAAUUUUGUCUUGACGCAAUUCACAGCCCUCAUGUUAGCCGCAUUAUUAAGAUCAUCUCUGAACCCUAUUGCUACUACUCCAGCUGCCAGACAUGUUUAUGGCCUUACUAUUGGCCUUGCUCUUGGAUAUUUUUGCUUUGGCAGGCAAGCGAUUCAUCUCGCUAUUCUUCCGGCGUUAUGUUACGUAGCGAUGCGCACACAAAAUCCCCGCAAUAUGCAGAGGAUCGUCCUCGCAAUUGCGUUAAUUUAUUUAUCGUGCAUUCACUUUCACCGGCAGAUCUACGAUUAUGGCUCGUAUACGCUCGACAUCACUGGUCCUCUUAUGGUUAUAACGCAGAAAGUAACUAGUCUAGCGUUCAGCAUUCAUGACGGGCUAACGCGACGUGAAGAAGAACUGACACCGAUGCAACGUCAUCAGGCAGUACAGAAGAUGCCAACUACUUUGGAAUACUUCAGCUACAUCUUUCACUUUCAAGCUCUAAUGGCUGGUCCGGUAAUAUUCUAUCGCGAUUACAUCGAUUUUAUACAUGGACAUCAUUUACCUGGCGCCAAAUCUUUAGCUGGCUUCUAUGACAAAAAUAGCCAAGAGAAGGAAAUUGUUCUGGAGCCGUCGCCGACUCUGAUCGUCGUGAAGAAAGUCGCAGCGAGUUUAGCAUGCGCUAUUAUAUUCAUCACAUUUAUCCCGAUCUUCCCAAUACAACGUGUAAAAGAGGACGAAUUCCUGGAGAACACAAGUAUCCUUUACAAAGUAUGGUACUUAAUGCUGACAACUAUGCUCGCGCGCUUUAAAUAUUAUCACGCGUGGUUGUUCGCUGAUGCCAUAUGUAACAAUUCUGGUUUUGGAUUCAACGGUUACGAUAAACGAGGCAAUGCGCGCUGGGAUUUAGCCUCGAACGUCGAUGUUUACAAGUUUGAGACAUCGCUUAAUCUUAGGGACAGCAUUGAUAGCUGGAAUAAGGGCACAAAUUUAUGGCUGCGGUCAGUUAUGUACGAACGAGCUGGUCCUAACAAAGUGAUGUACACGUACGCUUUGUCUGCUCUAUGGCACGGUUUUUAUCCCGGCUAUUACCUCACAUUUGCGAGCGGAGCGUUCUUCACUGUAGCAGCGCGAUCGGUUCGUCGCCAUAUCCGACCGCUGUUCCUGGAAUCUCGACGAAAGAAGACUUUUUACGAUGUCUUAACAUUCAUCACGACGAGAAUCCUAAUGGCCUAUAUGACGUUCAGCUUUGUAUUAUUAGAAUUUGUACCAAGCAUCAAAGUGUACCUGUACUUGUACCUGGUCCCGCACUUAUUGGGUUUAAUCGCGAUAUUACUUCCACCCCGUCUGGGGCUAUUGCGAAAGACGCACAAGCAGUCGGCCGCUAAGAUCGAAACUGAUCUCUCCGAAGCAGUUAGCAACGGAAACGCACACAAAACAAUGUAGUCUUCUGGUCACAACGUUAGGAAAGACAGAUAUUUUUUAUGGAUGUUUUUAUUAUACAUAUAUGUAUAUGUAUACAUGUAUACGUAUAUAUAUAUAUAUAUAUAUAUAUAUAUAUAUAUAUGUGUGUGUGUAAAUGUAUCUAUAUACAAUAUUUCUUGUUACGAUGCAUUACAGAUGUGAAAGUCUAUCGAUAAUGUACUGUAUGCACUUUACAUUGUGUAAAACAUUAUCGAAACUGAUGUAUCGUUUUUAUAUAUAUAAUAAUAUAGAUAAGAAAAAUUUUAUAAUUCGCCUAAAUACAUGGUUGUUUUAUCUAUCUCUA